Molecule: messenger RNA, 2753 nt
Organism: Nasonia vitripennis (jewel wasp)
Lineage: Eukaryota; Metazoa; Arthropoda; Insecta; Hymenoptera; Pteromalidae
Gene: Eaat1
Product: excitatory amino acid transporter 3
Exons: 8
Coding region: 565-2121 (518 amino acids)
Biological process (GO): L-glutamate transmembrane transport
Cellular component (GO): plasma membrane
Molecular function (GO): neutral L-amino acid transmembrane transporter activity; L-glutamate transmembrane transporter activity; glutamate:sodium symporter activity
Source: RefSeq, a predicted model, not a curated record
CGCGCGCGCUGUUAUAAGUAUACUUACAUACACGCGAAAGAUUGGAAGAGUGAGAGAGAGAGGGAGAGAGAACGACGACGGGCCGCAGCGCCGGUCGUGCGCGCAGAGGCCAACGCUCGCGAAUCGAGCACCAGCAGCAGAGUAUAAUAAGUGCGAACACGCGCCGUGCCGAUUUCGCGCUCCCCGCAGCUGCAGUGCCUACUUCUAUUCUGCCUCCGCAGACGCGAGCGCGGCUAGCUUUGUUUAUGUUUCCAGCUACACAAGCCUCAGUGUACCUAUGUGCACACAUCAACUGCCGACGAGACACGCUCGCUUGUAAGGCGAUUUUCAUCAUUUCCUUUCACCCGCGCAAAGCUGCAGCCGCGACGUGCUUUUUGGGCCGAUUUUUCUAUACGCUCGAGUAUCGGCAUCGCAUAGUAGUAGGCGAGAGGCCAUAAGGGGCUGCAGCAAAAGGAGGCGACAGAAAGCCGGAGAAAAUACAAAGGAGGCGCGAGAGAGACUUUUGCCGGCAAUGUACAUAAAUAUAACGCGCAUGUCUCGUCUCGCAGUCUUCGGCGUGGAAAAAUGUCGCGGGCGAAGAGAUGGAAGAGCUGCAUGUCGGAGAACCUGCUGAUGACGAUGACAGUGGCCGGAGUCUUCACGGGCGUGAUCCUCGGCUUCAUCCUCCGGAACAUGAGGGACGGCCCGCCCGGCAAGGAGGGCGGCGGCUGGACCAAGCGCGAGAUCAUGUACAUACAGUUUCCCGGCGAGCUCUUCCUCCGAAUGCUCAAGUCGCUCAUCCUGCCGCUCGUCAUCUCGAGUAUCGUCAGCGCAAUCGGCAGCCUCGAUCUCGGCUUGUCCGGUAAGUCGGCCGCGACGCCCGGCAACCUCGAGUAUCUCGCAAAUCUCACUCCCCGCUGCGCAGGCAAGAUCGGCAUGCGAUCGAUUUACUACUACGCCACGACGACGCUCUGCGCCGUGAUCCUCGGCAUUGCUCUCGUGGAAGGCAUCCGGCCCGGGACGUACGGCAAAGAGUCCGACUACAAGACUGACGAGAGCCAACUACUCAAGCGCAUCCUCACCACCGAGGACACGCUGCUGGAUUUGAUCAGGAACCUUUUCCCCGAGAACCUCGUCCAAGCAUGCACAGCGCAGUACCAAACGCUGUUGAUCCCGCCGGAGGCGAAUAACGCCACCGAAACCGCUGCUGCCGCUGCUCUGAACGCGAGCAGUAGCGUCGAGAAGGCCAAGUACGGCUACAAGAUAGCUCACGUCUAUGCCGACGGUACCAACACCCUCGGUCUCGUCAUCUUCGGCGUCAUUCUCGGCAUCGCCAUCGGCAAGAUGGGAGAACAGAGCAAGCCUCUGCUGGACUUUUUCAACGCGCUCUCCGAGGCCAUGAUGAUCAUCACCAACUGGGUCAUUUGGUUGUCGCCACUCGGCGUCACGUUCCUCGUCGCCGCCCAGAUCCUGGACGUGAAGGACUUUAGCAGUAUCGUCACCUCGCUGGGUAUGUACUUCCUCACGGUGCUUCUCGGCCUCAUUUUACACGGCUUCGGUACGCUCUCCCUCAUCUUCUUCCUCUGCACGCGCGAGUUACCCUUCCGAGCCAUCGGCAAGAUGAGCCAGGUCAUGGUCACUGCUUUCGGAACGGCUUCCAGUUCCGCAACGCUACCGAUCACGCUCCAGUGCAUGGACCAGAUGGGUGUGGACUCGAGGAUAUCGCGCUUCGUCGUGCCCAUCGGGGCGACCAUCAACAUGGACGGAACUGCUCUCUACGAAGCGGUCGCAGCGCUCUUUAUCGCCCAGGUGAGAGGUGUCGAUAUGACCAUCAGCAAGAUCAUCGGCGUCAGCAUCACCGCCACGGCGGCCAGUAUCGGUGCGGCCGGCAUACCCCAGGCUGGCCUCGUUACAAUGGUCAUGGUGCUCAAUACUGUGGGUCUGCCCGAGAAGGAUGUCACGCUUAUCAUUGCCGUUGACUGGCUCCUGGAUCGAUUCCGAACGACAGUCAACGUAAUGUGCGACGCCCUCGCAGCCAUAAUCAUCGCCAAGAUGAGCAAAGGCGAACUGGAUUCGGCCGACGUUGCCGAGGGCUUGCAAGAGGCCACUGAGCUCGCGCACCUGAGCAAGAUGGACGAUUAGAUUUUUUUUUCUUCUAUCAUCAUUCUUAUACCAUUAAUACCUUCUUAAUGUCAUACUUUUAAUUUCAUUAUAAUUGUUAUUAUAAUUAUAAUUAUAAUUACAAUACCAGUGAAGUGAACGCCUCGGCGCGCCUUUAGACUCCAAGUAUUUUUCGAGAUUCGAAUCUACUAUAUUUUAUUGUUCUAAACGCGUACACGCCCGCUCGAGCUGUCCUGGGUGUGCUGUGUAAUCAUCAUCAAGUGCCAAGGCUGACAACUUUACUAUAUACGAUAUAAUUUUACGCUGUACGUAUAAGUGUAUUGAAUCAACCGUAAUCCAGUUUAUAUUCUUAACGUUUCUUUAUAUUGUCAACAUUUUCACAUGAUGUAUACGUAUGUGCAUGUCUUGGCAUCAGCUCUAUAUGUAUACAGAGAUUAAUUAUACAACUAUAUAUAGGCAUAAUGUAAAUUAAAUCAAGCAAUUUACAAAUUAAAAUUAAAAGAACUUGACGCCCUCGUUAUCAUCAAAAAUUAUCAACUCUGCCCUUUUAGCAGCUUCCAAUGUCUUCAAAGCUCUCACUAGCAAUUCAUUGUCCAAGCCAUGAAAUUCUGUACAAACAGGCAUUAGUCAAAUAAAUCUAUUGCGUGUGUGUA